Cebus imitator (Panamanian white-faced capuchin) is the source of this 2471-nucleotide messenger RNA. RefSeq names its product REX4 homolog, 3'-5' exonuclease (gene REXO4). Gene Ontology annotation, cellular component: nucleus. Gene Ontology annotation, molecular function: nucleic acid binding; 3'-5' exonuclease activity. Gene Ontology annotation, biological process: DNA catabolic process; rRNA processing. The record is from RefSeq and is a predicted model, not a curated record. NCBI's taxonomy places the organism in Eukaryota, Metazoa, Chordata, Mammalia, Primates, Cebidae. The transcript is spliced from 8 exons. The coding region runs from base 72 to 1586 and encodes 504 amino acids.
GGAACCAGAUGCGGUGGCCCGGUUUCCAGCCGGUUGCGGAGAGAUGAGCACGUCCUUCCAGGGACUGGAGCAUGCGCGCCGAGGCGUGCGGGACGCGUGCGGGGUCUCUUCCGGGGUUAUUUCCCGGGCCGGGUGUGUCCCGGGUCUGGGCAGGCGCUGGUGUUGUGCGGGCGCCGGGCCGGGGAGGCCGAGGUCUUGGGUGGCUGCCGGCGCAGGCGCUGGACCGCAGCAGGAUGGUGAAGGCGAAGGUCCCCACCUCCAAGCGCGCCCCGAGCAGCCCUGUGGCUAAGCCGGGUCCUGUGAAGACGCUCUCUCGGAAGAAAAACAAGAAGAAAAAAGGAUUUUGGAAAAUCAAGGCGCAGGAGGGAAGCAAGAGGCCGGGAAGCGGCUCGGGGGUUGUGGUGCGACCUCCAAAGGCACCAGAAAACUUCUCUCAAAACUGGAAGGCGCUACAGGAGUGGCUGCUGAAACAAAAAUCUCAGGCCCCAGACAAGCCUCUUGUCAUCUCUCAGAUGAGUUCCAAAAAGAAGCCCAGAAUUAUCCAGCAAAACAAAAAAGAGACCUCGCCUCAGGUGAAUGGAGAGGAGAUGGUGGCAGGAAAAGACCCCGAGGCCAGCGGGGGCUCUGUCCCUUCAGGGUCCACGAUGGACAGGAAGGUGCUAGCACCUCACACCAAGGCCAGCGGAGCAGAGCACAGUAAGACAGGAACCAAGGAAAGGACAAAUGGCAACACUGGUCCAGAACGAGGGGACAUCAAGCAUAAGAAGCGGAAAGUUAAGGAGGCAGCCCCAGCCCCACCCACCGAGGAAGACAUCUGGUUUGACGACGUGGACCCGGUGGAUAUCGAAGCUGCCAUAGGUCCAGAGGCAGCCAAGAUAGCGAGGAAACGGCUGGGUCAGAGCAGCGGCAGUGGCAGCCUCAGCCUUGUGAAAGAGCAGGCCUUCGGCGGCCUGACGAGAGCCUUAGCCUUGGACGUUGAGAUGGUGGGCGUGGGCCCCAAGGGGGAGGAGAGCGUGGCCGCCCGUGUGUCCAUCGUGAACCAGUACGGGAAGUGCGUUUAUGACAAAUACGUCAAGCCGACCGAGCCCGUGACGGACUAUAGGACAGCGGUCAGUGGGAUUCGGCCUGAGAACCUCCAGCAGGGAGAAGAGCUUGAAGUUGUUCAGAAGGAAGUGGCAGAGAUGCUGAAGGGCAGAGUUCUAGUGGGGCACGCUCUACAUAAUGACCUAAAGGUACUGGGCUCUCUCCUGGGGACUCGGCCUGCACCCCCCUCAACCGUGUGUGUUACACUGUGUUACACUCAUGGCCUUGUGCUGUCUGUGUUGUGGAAGACCUCUCGGGUUCGGUACCGAUGCCGGGCGUUAAGGCACUGCAGAGAUCUCUCGGGUUCGAGUGGAAGGCCGUCUCUGAGACUACUUUCAGAGAAGAUCCUUGGGAUCCGGAUCCAGCAGGCGGAGCACUGUUCGAUUCAGGAUGCCCAGGCAGCAAUGAGACUGUACAUCAUGGUGAAGAAGGAGUGGGAGAGCAUGGCCCGAGACAGGCAUCCCCUGCUGACUGCUCCAGACCACUGCAGUGACAACGCCUAGCAGCCCUGCCCUCUGCUGCUUCCGCCCUCCUACAGAGGCAGUGUGACCAGUCACAGGGACGGAUCACAUCUCCCCAGAGUGGCAACUUCAGAAUCAUGGCAGAGGGGCGUGGUGUGGGUGCUGCUGAGAGCAUACUCCUCCCUCUUGACUUUGUGGUCUGAGACCUGGUCUUACUGUCCAUGUGUGUUUGGGGCCAGAUGGUGGAAGCCAGGAUGUGGGCAGCACGGACUGCUGUGGGCACACCUGGCCACCCUUUACUGACUGCUGACCCCAAGGGCAAGGCAGGGAUGGGACGUGUGGGCCGCCAGCCUGUAUUAUGCUGGCACCACGCAUCUUUGGUGACUCACCCCGGGUGCUCAGCACCUUCCUCUUGGGGAGCCACAUUUCCUCCUUUGUCUUAGGGGACGUAACGAGAUCUGCCAGACUUGAGGAACCCAGCGCAGGUGUCUGCAGUCAGCUCCUGAGAUACAGCUGGCCAGUAUAGCAGUUGUCACAUCAGGGGUGUCCUGUGGCCAUUUGAACUUUGAGCCUUUGUCUAAAUUGGCCCAGGUUUGGCUGGCAGGUCACCCAGCAGAGGUUUCUCCCCAUGGCACAAGGACAUGCGGCUCCAUCGCCUGGGCACGGUGACCAUGGUUGUUCUUGGAGGCCAGCAGAUACGCUGACUGUGGGCUGUUUCAGCUGGAGAAGCUAGGUGGUGCAGCCGGUGGCAUUCUUGGCUAGGCUGCAGUUAGAGGCUCCCCAGGAACUAGAGUCAGGAACAGCCAGUGGCACUGACAAGGAGAUGGAGUCCAAGGCAUUACUGGGGCACCUGACAGCAGGACAGAAAAGGCACAGACACGCCAUGGAUGUGAUUUAAAAUAAAUGCAGAUGUUUACUUUGAAUGGA